Molecule: messenger RNA, 1173 nt
Organism: Ylistrum balloti
Lineage: Eukaryota; Metazoa; Mollusca; Bivalvia; Pectinida; Pectinidae
Product: retinol dehydrogenase 14-like
Exons: 1
Coding region: 1-942 (313 amino acids)
Source: RefSeq, a predicted model, not a curated record
AUGUCUUCGCCAUCGUGGUUUUGGUGGAGUGUUGUAGGAGGUGGAAUUUCUGCUGUAGCCCUUUGUAUUCUCAAAAGAUGUACUCGAACGGCCAUUAAAUGUACCAGCUUACGUUUGAUGUCAGGUAAAACGGUCCUAAUAACGGGGGCAAACUGUGGACUCGGGAAAGCGACAGCAUUGGAGCUAGCUAAACGUGACGCGAGAGUAAUUAUGGCUUGUCGAGAUUUGGUGAAAGCGAAACAGGCUAUGGAUGACAUACGCCAAGUGACAACGAUGGGAGAACUGCAUAUUGCCAAACUCGAUCUUUCAUCUAUGUCGUCUGUUAAACAGUUUUGUGAGAAUAUCAACGCUCAGGAGAGCAGACUGGACGUGUUGAUAAAUAACGCGGCUGUUAUGGCACAUCCUUUCGCUAUAACUGAAGAUGGUUUAGAGAUAAACAUGGCUGUCAAUCACUUCGGAAAUUUUCUGUUGACAAACCUUCUGUUGGACCUAUUGAAAAAAUCAAGUCCGAGUCGAAUUGUCUUUGUAUCAUCUAGUCUUCACAAAUUUGGAAAGCUUAAUUUGAAAGACUUGAACACCAAGCAUAAAAACCCCUAUGCUGACAGUAAAUUAGCCAAUAUAUAUUUUGCAAGGGAACUGCAUUCAAGGCUUAAAGGUACUGGGGUAGCUGUUCAUACCCUUUCCCCAGGAAUGGUCAACACAGAACUUGGGAGACAUAGAAUAUCCAAUGUGCUUCGAUUCUGCCUUCAGCCACUCUUCUGGUUAAUGGUAAAGUCACCGGAAGAAGGAUGUCAAACCAUUGUUCAUUGUGCAAUUUCAGAAAACCUUGAUAAUGUUUCUGGUGGCUAUUAUGCUAAUUGCAAAGAAAGCCAAUGGAGUGAAAUUUCUCAAGAAAAUUUACCACAAUUGUAUGAAAUAAGUGAAAGAUUGACAGGUCUUUAAGGGGAUCAGUUUGUGUGGUUAUGAAAUUGUAUAAGCAUAAACAAUCACAGAAUAACAUUUUGGAGAUCAGCUUACCUCAUUUAGUGGAACAUGUUAGUGAAAUUAUGUGUGAACCUGCAAAAUAUUUGGAGAAUUUUGCCUAUUUAAAUCUACUGUUUCAAAAACUUUCUGUGUUAUCGACAAUGUCUAAUGAAGUAUUUAUUUUUAAGAAAUAAUAAAUUAAAAUUCAUA